Messenger RNA from Geodia barretti, 1302 nucleotides. The record is from the annotation of a GenBank genome assembly. NCBI's taxonomy places the organism in Eukaryota, Metazoa, Porifera, Demospongiae, Tetractinellida, Geodiidae.
UACUCGGCGUGUGAGUGGGCGUGGCUUAUGUGCCCAGAGGAAGCAGAGAGACAACUGUGCAGCGUUUGCCAUGUCUAAAGACGAAGUCACCACCUUCGAGCAUGCAACGCUAAAGGUCCCUUAUGAGCUACUGAAUAGAAAGUUCAGGUCGGGACAGAAGGCAGUGGACAGGGAAGUGAACCAGGUUAGCCUGGCCUGUGGGGAGACGGGCAGUGUGCUAGGGGAAGCCGAGCUCUCCGUGGAGGACAUGGUAGGCAUGCUGGACUCUGUACACAGUAAAGUAUCGGCCCUGAAGAGAAAGGCGACAGAGUGUCUGGAUGACGAGGCAAAGUGCUCGCAGCUGUGCAGAGCCAGGCUGGACCACCUCAAGUCCUACCCCUCCGGGGAGCAGACAGACGGAAUGAAGACUGCCUGGAGACAAGUCAGAGUGGAUCGCAUGCUAGUCGACCACUUCCUCAGGGCCGGCUACUACACCUCUGCCUACAAACUGAGCGAAAGCUCUGGAAUAACAGAGCUUGUGGAUGUAGAUAUUUUCAUGGUGUGCCAGAGAGUUGAAGAGGCUCUGCGCAGCCACGACACGGGCCCCUGCCUGGCCUGGUGCUACGAGAACCGCUCCAAACUGCGACGUCUGAAGAGCACCCUCGAGUUCCAGUUGCGGCUACAGGAUUUCAUUGAGCUGGUGCGCCUCAACCGCCGGGUUCAGGCCAUCAAGUAUGCACGGAAACACUUCGGCAACAGCAGCGACCAUCUCUUGAAGGACAUCCAACAGGCAAUGGGUCUGCUGGCCUUUGACCACAGCACCCGCAUCAAGCGCUACCAGAAGCUGUUCUCCCUAACGAGGUGGGCGGAGCUGAUUGACCAGUUUCGGCAGGAGAACUUUGCACUCUUCCAGUUGAGUCAGCGCUCUGUCCUGUCAGUCACCCUGCAGGCUGGGCUGUCAGCUCUCAAAACACCUCAGUGUUACAAGGAGGCGGAGCGCAAUCCUCAGUGUCCCGUGUGCUCUAAACCUUUCAAUGCUCUGGCCAAGCCUCUCCCAUAUGCCCAUUGCUCCCAGUCCUACCUCAUCGUGCUCCCUCUCUGGUAAUCCCAUGAAUGAACACAACCCUCCCAUGGCCCUCCCCAAUGGAUACGUGUAUGGAGAGCAGGCUCUGGUUACCAUGGCUGCUGAAAACGAUGGUCGGGUAGUGUGCCCGCGGACAAAAGAGACUUUCAAAAUGACAGACAUCAAGAAAGUAUACGUCAUGUAGCUAACUAUAUUUGAUCAACAGUUGAUUAUGUUAUACCAAAAUGUGUGCGUGCUUG